Molecule: messenger RNA, 507 nt
Organism: Lodderomyces theae
Lineage: Eukaryota; Fungi; Ascomycota; Pichiomycetes; Serinales; Debaryomycetaceae
Exons: 1
Coding region: 1-507 (168 amino acids)
Source: RefSeq, a predicted model, not a curated record
AUGAUUAUCGAUGUGGAAAAAAGAAUAGUGUACUAUUCUAAUAAUGAUAGUAACCGCAGAUGGCUAUUCUGGCUAAUCAUAAUCCCAAUCUUGAUAGUGUUGUUGGCAUUUUGGUUUUGGUGGAAAAGAAGAAAAGGUAAGAAUCAGCCCAAAGUGGUUCCCAUGUACAACAAUGCCAACAAUGGGUAUUAUCGGUCGAAUGGGCCCAAUGGACCAGUUGGCCCACAUCCACUGCCUCCAAAUGGAGCUUACUAUAUGCCUCAAUAUGUCCCACCUAUGUAUCCACAACAAGGUUCCGGUGUGGAUGAUAGCCAUGUUCCUCCACCGUAUCCACCUCCAUCUUCAAAGUCACAGGGAUAUGCGUCAUCCUCAUCAAACAUUUAUACACCACAGCUACAAUCACCACCACCACCACAACAACAGCAGCAGCAGCUAAGCAAGGAAGCUGAAGCUACAGGUGGUGAAUAUUCUGCCCCCAAUGGCCCGCCUCCAGCUCAUACUAGAUAG